Molecule: messenger RNA, 7351 nt
Organism: Oryctolagus cuniculus (rabbit)
Lineage: Eukaryota; Metazoa; Chordata; Mammalia; Lagomorpha; Leporidae
Source: RefSeq, a predicted model, not a curated record
UCUUCGGGCCUACACUGUGGCGUAGUGAGUUGAGGCUGCUGCCUGCAGUGCCGGCAUCCCAUAUGGGCGCUGGUUCGAGACUCGGCUGCUCCACUUCUGAUCCAGCUCUUUGCUAUGGCCUGGGAAGGCAGUAGAAGAUGGCCCAAGUCCUUGGACCCCUGCACCCACGUGGGAGACCUAGAGGAAGCUCCUGAUUCCUGGAUUUGGAUUGGCACAGCUCCAGCCAUUGUGGCCAUCUGGGGAGUGAGCCAGCGGAUAGAAGACUUCUCUCUGCCUUUGCCUCUCUGUAACUCUUCGUUUCAAAUAAAUAAAUAUAUCUUUAAAAAACAACAACAACAAAUUCUUUGGGGCUGGCACUGUGGCGUAGCAAGUAAAGCUGCUGCCUGCAGUGCUGGCAUCCCAUAUGGGCGCUGGUUUGAGUCUCUGUUGCUCCACUUCCAGUCCAGCUCUCUGCUACGGCCUGGGAAAGCAGUAGAAGAUGACCCAAGUCCUUGGACCCCUGCACCUGCAUGGGAGACCUGGAAGAAGCUCCUGGCUCCUGGUUUCCAGAUCGGCACAGCUCUGCCCAUUGCAGCCAAUUGGGGAGUGAACCAUCGGAUAGAUAGACCUCUCUCUCUCUCUCUCGCUCUCUGCCUCUCCUUCUCUCUGUGUGUAACUCUGACUGUCAAAUAAACAAAUCUUUAAAAGAAAAAAACCAAAUUCUUCCUCUUAAUUCUGUUGAGCAGUUUCAUUGCCUCAGCUGACGCGGGGAUGCCGGCCAGCUCUGCAGCCAGAGCUGACUGGGGCAUCAGGCUCCUUUGUGACAUUGCCUCAGUGACAGGGUGGCUAUGUGGUGAGUUACCCCGCCCUGGACUCCUGGGGGUCAGUCAUGCCAGCCCUAUGCUCCAGCUCCCCAAGACCAUCCCUGACCUGACUUCUGCCAUGUUGCUGCCGCUACUGGGCGCCUGUGCUUUGGUGGGGCCAUGCUAUGGCCCUGAGUGGGAGCCGGUGCGGGACCUGCUUUCCCAGAACCGCAGCUGCAGGGACCCUCGGUGCCGUGGCAACCUGCUCAUCCUCUGCCUCUUUCUGGUUUGGCAGGUCCAGCACUAUUGGUACAAGGUCACCAGGACUCGUUCCAGUGUGAGGAAGGUCAUCAAGGUGCCACCAGAGAAAGGGGUAGUGCCCUCGACAAGACGUGAAACUUUCUUCAGACUGAACCCUGAAGCCUUCAGUUCUGGACAGUUCAGGGGCCUGGAUGCUCAUGUCCUGCAGUGGGCACACAGGCAGAGAUGGGGCUCCCGGAGAAGCCUCCAGAAGUCGUGGACCCAGUGCCUCCUCUCUCGGCAGCAUCCAUGUCGAGGGCCCCUAUGGGGUGUCCGCUCCCUCUCUGAGCCCACCUUUUGUACCACCUCUUUCUCAAGCACCUGUCUGCUCUCUCAGGACAGUUCCUGGGAAGCACAGCGGGUACCCUGGUAUCUCAGUGAUGGCCAAACUCGUCCUGCCCUGGACAUCUGCCAAAGGAAGGAGCAGCUGCUGGUUCACUCCCAGGAAAGGCUGGUGCCGCCGGAGCCUGCUGUCGGCAUGAGGUCCCUCCCCACCUCCAUGACCUUAGCCAUCUCUCUCCCAAAUCUUCCUUCAGCUCACAGGCUACAGUUCUGCCCCAGGGGAUUCCUGCCUGAUCUUUCCAACCAACCACUGGGGAUGUCUACCUGGGAGUCCCGGGACUGCCCACAAGAGGCCGGGGCAGCAGGGAAUAAAACCCAGACAGUAAGCAGAGAGGAUGGCGGAGAGACACAGGCUCCAGGGUGGGCAGACCAGAGAGAGAACGCAGAGGGGGUUGCUUGGGAAAUUCAGGCUUCUGGGGGUCAGCUCCCAGUAGACUUGGGAAUGGGGAGUGCUGUAGAGCCCAGGACCCCGGAGUGUGGAAACCAGAGACUGAAGAUAAAUGAAACUGAUGGAGAGAUCCUGAUACCAGGGCAGGGAAAUCAGGAGCAGAUGAGAGCUGAGGAUGGAGCCAAAAACGAGGAACCAAAGAAGAGAGUCCAUGAGGAGGCUGGCGCUAAGAAUCUUCCUGAAACCCAGGCACAUAUGGGAGAGAACCCAGAACAGAUCACAUGUAAAUCUGAUGUAGAGACGCAAACACCAGAGUGGGGCAACUGGGACAAGAAUGGAGUUGAGGGUGCUGUGGAGACCGAGGUAUUCAAGGGGAAUAACGAGGAAGGGGCCAGAGGAGGGCAUGGAGAGCUCCAGGCCCACGGACUGGGGAAGCAGGGCCAGAGUGGAGGUGAGGGUGGAGAGGAGACCCAGAUGCCAGAGGAGCGGAAGCAAGACCAGGGUAGAGGCGAUGCAGGAGCCAGAGUUCAGGCAGAAGAGGGGAGAAACAAGGACCAGGCUGGAGGUGAGGAUGCCGCACAGACCCCGACAUCCAGGAGGGAGAACCUGGGAGAAGUCAAACGAGAGGAUGAUGUAGAGAGCCAGGCCCUGAAGUGGGAGAAACAGGAGCACAACAGAGGUGAGACCGUUCCAGAGAGCCAGACACCAGGAGGGGAGAGGCAGGGGCAGGGUGGAAGUGAGAAAGACGGAAAGAUCCAAGUCUCUUGGGGAGACAACCAGAAAGCAUCAAAACCUGAAAUUCAAGUUGAGUGGGGAAACCAGGCUCUGGGAAGAGGGGAGGGUGCUGGGGAAACGCAGACAUGUAAGAGGGCAACGAUCAGGGAGAUCAGAGUGGAGGACUGGGUGGUGAUCCGGGCACCGUGGUGGGGAAACCAGAGACUAGCGGCAAGCAAGAUUGACAGAAAGUACAAGAUGCCAUGCUGUGGGGAUCAGAAGCAGACUGAAGGUGAGCCUACAGCAGAAAUCCAGGCACUGGAGGAGGAAGAACAGAGAAAGUGUGGAUGUGAGGAUGGUGCAAGUACUUUGGCACCCCCGGCUAAAAUCCAGGGACAGUUAAGAUGCGAAACUGCCCUGGAGGUCCAUCCAGCAGGGCAGAGGAACAAGGAGUGGUUUGGAGAUGAGAACGAAACAGACAGUCGGGUACUACGGAAGAGAGACGUGAGAGGGGUUAGAGGCGAGGAUGGUACAGAGACCCAGGAACUUGGUGAAGAAAAUCAGCGUCUAUUAGGAAGCAAACUGCAUGCAAAGAUUGAUCCACCAAAGUGGAAGAAUCAAGACCACGCUGGAGGGACGGAUGGUGCCGAUCCCCACACAUCUGAGGUGGAAAACUGGGGAGAAGCAACACGUAAUAUUGAUGGAGAAACCCACUCAGCAGCGUGGAAGACAGAGGAGCCGGUCGGAGGUGAGAGUGUUGCCGAGAGUCAAAUACAAGGGAAGAGAAACCCGAGACAGGCUGGAGGAGAGCAUGGCGUGGGGACCUGGGCCCCUGGAGCGGGGAACCAGAGGCAGUUAGGAAAUGACACUGCUGGAAAGAUCCAUUUACCAGGGUGGGAGAACCAGGAGCCGAUGGGAGAUAAGGAUGGAGCAGAAAUUCAGGUUCCGGAGAAGGAGAAAUGCAGAGACCCUGGAGGUGACCCUCAGAGGCCUGAGAGAGAGAACCAGGGACAGUCUGAUGGUGAAAAAGGAGGGAGCCAUUCCCCAGGGAGGAGGAGAUGGGAGAAGACUGCAGAGAAUCAGGCAUCAGAGAAGAGAAAGCAGAGAGAGGCUCAGAGGAGGAAGCGGAGACUUCAGAGAAAGAACCAGAGACUGCCAGGAAGUAAAGUUAGUGGGAAGACCUGCUCACCCGUGUGGGAGAGCCCGCGACGUCCUGGAGGUGGGAAUGGUGCAAAAACUCAGCCGCAAGGCAGGAGAAUCCUGAGAGGGACACCGGGCGCUGGCGGCACAGUGACUCAGGCACCGGGAGGAGACGGCCAGGGGCCAUUAGGAAGUGAAAUCGACGAGGGGAUCCAGACACAAGGACAAGGAAGCCAGAACAAGGGUGGAGAUGAGGAUGCUGCAGAAACCCAGGGAGCAGGGAGCCAGAGAGGGCACAGGGCGCAGGAUGCUGGAGAGCCGCGAGCACCCAGAACAGGAAGCAGGGACCGAGUCAGCGGACAGAGCUCCACGAGGGCCCGGCGCCAAGUCAGCUCUUCUGGGGGUGAGGGGCCCGCGGGCAGGAAGCGCAGCCUGGCACGGACCCCAGACUUCCCCGGCCCCGGCUAUGCAGCAGAGGCUGCGGAGGCGUCCACUCCUGCUCCCUGGGCUGAGAUGAAGCCUCUCCCCUGCUGGGGUGAGGCCUUCCUGCUGGCCAGUGGGGAGGGAGAGCAUCUGGCUAGCCAGGGCUUGGCCCCUGUCAGUGAGCUCAGAUCAGCCUCCCAGCACAUCCAACCUGAAUCCCAGAGACAGCAAAGCGACAAAGGGAUGGGUCCAGAGAAGGCCUCCAGCCGGAAGCAGCAGCCGAGGAACCCUGAGUCCCUGGCUGCCCCCUUGGGCGUACGCUCUGGCUGCCCCUGUCUCCUAGGUGACCAACCCCCGCCAGCCGCCACGGCCCUGACCGGUAUUCCCACUGCCCUCACCGUCUCACCCAAGUGGCCAGUACUCAAGAAGAGCAAACGGCUGCUCCUGGAGUCCCUCAUGAGGCGAAGGAUUGCACACCUGCAGUGGGGCCUCCCCAGGCGGAUCCUGGAAUCCUAUUUGCUCUAUAACUUCUUUGGAUCUUGCUCAGUGCCUCUGGCCGGGGUGAGGCCCUCUGGAUUAUGUAUGGGCCAGGAGUUCCAGGGACAGCAGGAAAGGCGCUGUGAAGCCCAGAGCGCCGUGUUAGCCAUUAAGUCUCCAAAGAGGCCCCAGAGGCUUCAGUCCCCAGGAAGCAGCAGCUCGGAACUUCCUGCCCAGGCCACAGCUCUGGAGGAAGACAGACUAAAGCCAGUGGGCAUUUCCUUCCCACCUCCAAAGCCCAGGAGAUCCAAGCCACCAGGGGGCACCAGAGAACCACAAGUGAUCCAGGAAGUGCUUCCUAGGGCCAAACUGCCUGCUUCCAGUAACUUCAAGCCUGCAGCAGAGACCAGGAGCUGGUGUGGCCCAGAAAGGGUCCGAGAGCCUUGCAGUGAGAACAGCAGGUGCAGGAACACAGUCAGGCCAGAGAUCUCCCAGGCGGAAGCAAGGGCUCCCUGGAGAGGGAGGACCUUGUCUUUUGGGGCAGGCCACGGUCAGCGCAGGAAGGAGCACGUAUCCUGGGGAGCCUGUAAGCCCUCGAGACUCAGAUAUCAGCAGCUCGCACCCUGGAGAAGAGGAAGCCUGGAUUCUGUGGAGGGCAGAGGGGCUGGGCAGAAGCCUGCUUCCUCUUCCACAAACAGCCCCAGCUUCAAAGGCAGUCUCCACGCCGCUGCAGCCAGGCUGAGCGUGACCAUCCUGAGCAAGAUGUCCUGGUCCCCACGGCUGGCCAAGCCCCAGCCCUCGGCCCCCGGCCUCAGCCCCAAGGACCCCGAGUCUGAGUCUGCCCUGCUUCCCAAAGCGGAUGACCCUCACGCAGGGGAGGACAGCGUCCGAGUCCGCACUGCUGCUGCGGGGGACCUCCAGCCGCCAGGUCCCCGCGAGACAGAAAGCCCCUGGGGUCAGGGGGCGCCUGGGCACCCAAACAGGACCUCAUGGAAUCCACUGGCCCCCCACAAGUUAGCUUUUACAAGGCACUGGAGAGAUUUUCUCCUCCAGUGUGGCUUGAAAAAGUAGGCCGCAGGCCCAGAGUCCACAGGACACAUCAGAGAAGCAGGACAGUGGCCUGUUGACCCCGCGAGCCUCUAAUAAAGUUGGUUAUCUGGGCCCCGUGGAGUCCUGAUUUCUCUGGCAUAUGUUUCCUGGGGAUUGCUUGUGGGGCUUGGGAUACAUUGUGCAGAAGCCACUUCUACUCCAGAGAAUGUGGGUUAGCUCAAUGCCACCUGCUGAACACUUCCCCUCCCCAGAUUCUCACAGAGGUUCACUAAGGCUUCUGUCAUGGUGCUGUCCUGCCCAUGUCCCAGGCUGAUCCUGGUUGAGGUAAGACACUCAAGCAGUCUCUCAGCUGACUGGAGGUAGGGGCAGUGCUCUUUAUGGGACACUAUUCAGGUGCUUUUGGUUACAAGGAAGGUAGCAGAUCACUGGGAUCUAUGCUCCUGAGGUUCUGCUGCCUAGAAAAGACCUAAAGGUGGGGCCUGCGCUGUGGCGCAGCGGGUUAACACCCUGGCCUGAAGCGCCGGCAUCCCAUAUGGGCACUGGUUCUAGUCCCAGCAGCUCCUCUUCCGAUCCAGCUCUCUGUUAUGGCCUGGGAAAGUAGUAGAAGAUGGCCCAAGUCCUUGGGCCCCUGCACUCACAUGGGAGACCUGGAAGAAGCUCCUGGCUCCUGGCUUCAGAUCAAUGCAGCUCCAGCUAUUGAGGCCAGCUGGGCAGUAAACCAGCAGAUGGAAGUCCUCUCUCUGUCCCUACCUGUCUGUGUAACUCUGACUUUCAAAUAAAUAAAUGAAUCUUAAAAAAAAGAAAGAAAAGAAAAAUGCCCUACACUGGAUUUAAAAAAAUAAGAAAAGACCUAAAGGAAGAACUAUUACCACCUCUCAAUUCUCAAGUAUUGCCAACCAUAAUUAUUUGUUGUUUUUUCUUGGCCCAUCAUGGGACAUUCUAGAGCUAACUGUUUUACUCAUGGCCCUAUCUUCAAAUACAGUCUUCAACAGAGGUAGACAUAUCUUUUUGAGGAGCACCAUUACCUGGGGGUAAUUUAGUCUGUAGCAACAGAUAAUCAAUCAACACAUAUGUAAUCUAUUGUAAUAGUUUUCUUGUCUGUCUGGAUUUGUGUCUCUUGAGAGCAAGCAUUCUACUCUCUCUUUUGCUUACUUUUGAAUCCCCUAGCUCCUAGCAGUCUCUGGCUCGAUUUUUUUUUUUUUUUUUUUUGACAGGCAGAGUGGACAGAGAGAGAGAAAGGUCUUCCUUUGCGUUUGGUUCACCCUCCAAUGGCCGCCGCGGCUGGCGCGUUGCUGCCGGUGCACCGCGCUGAUCCGAUGGCAGGAGCCAGGUGCUUCUGGUCUCCCAUGGGGUGCAGGGCCCAAGCACUUGGGCCAUCCUCCACUGUACUCCCUGGCCACAGCAGAGAGCUGGCCUGGAAGAGGGGCAACCAGGACAGAAUCCGGCGCCCUGACCAGGAUUAGAACCCGGUGUGCCAGUGCCGCAAGGCGGAGGAUUAGCCUAGUGAGCCGCGGCACAGGCCCGAAUUUUUUUUUUUUUUUUUUUUGCCAAACAGAAUAUUACUUUUUUGAAUUUAAAAAGAAAAUAAUAGUAUUUAAUAUGGAAGCUAAGCAUGCCAUCUUUCUCUGAAAAAAGUUUACAAGUCUUUGUACAUUUUUGUUGUAAAAAUGUAUAGAAUAUCAGAACUUAAGUUUUCUUUCACUGAACAGAAUUACUGCUGUAAUGUACUUAAGAU